CCCGCCCGGCGUUGCGCGGAGCGGCGGCCGGAGCUGAGGGUUGCUUCGGGAGCCAGGCCGGGCCCGGCGCUUUUAUGGAUCCGCUUCCAGCCGUGGAGUUCUCGGCUCCAUCUUGUUGUUUCCUUUAAGGCGAGAGGCAAAAAGGAUGAGUAAGAGCAAGGACGACGCUCCGCAUGAGCUGGAGAGCCAAUUCGUGCUGCGGCUGCCGCCGGAAUAUGCCUCCACUGUGAGGAGAGCAGUUCAGUCCGGGAGCGUCAACCUGAAAGACAGACUCACCAUUGAGCUGCAUGCUGAUGGGCGCCAUGGGAUCGUUCGUGUGGAUCGAGUGCCGCUGGCAGCCAAGCUGGUGGACCUGCCCUGCAUCAUUGAGAGCUUAAAAACCAUCGAUAAGAAAACCUUCUAUAAGACAGCAGAUAUUUGCCAGAUGCUUGUUUGCACCGUGGAUGGUGAUCUCUACCCUCCUUUGGAAGAGCAGACUGUGAGUACUGACCCCAAGGCAAACAAAAAAAAGGACAAGGACCGAGAGAAGAAAUUCAUCUGGAACCAUGGCAUUACUCUUCCCCUGAAAAAUGUACGGAAGAGACGAUUUCGGAAGACAGCUAAGAAGAAGUACAUUGAAUCUCCUGAUGUGGAGAAGGAGGUGAAGCGUCUCCUGAGCACCGAUGCUGAAGCUGUCAGUGUCCGCUGGGAAGUCAUUGCUGAAGAUGAAACAAAAGAAGUGGACAACCAUGGUUCGCUCACGAGCCUGGACAUUUCUUCCCCGGGGAUGUCAGGACAUAAACAAGGCCAUGGCUCCUCAGAACACGACGAACUGCGGGAGAUAUUCAACGACAUCAGCAGCAGCAGUGAAGAUGAAGAUGAGCGGGAUCAUCACGAUGAUGAAGACCUGAACAUCAUGGACACCGAGGAGGACUUGGAAAGGCAGCUGCAGGACAAACCAAAUGAAUCUGAUGGGCAGCAGCAGGAGAAUGAGGGGUCCAACCAGAUAGUCAUGGGCAUCCAGAAACAGAUUGACAACCUGAAGAGUAAACUCCAGGAGACCCAGGACAGGAGGAAGCGCCAGGAAGAUCUCAUCAUGAAAGUAGAGAACCUAGCCCUCAAGACCCGUCUCCAAGCUGUGCUGGAUGAGUUCAAACAGCAAGAAGAGCGAGAGAAGCAGCAGAUGACAUCUCUGCAGGAACAGCUGGAGUCCCUCAUGGAGAAGUGAGGCAUGGACCUGACCAGAGCAGCAGGGCAUGUGGAAGCAAGCAGAGCUGGAAGUGCUCAAUCCCAUGCUGAAGUCUUGCUGCAGUCACUGCUGCAGUUUAGGGCAGUGCAAGAGGUUCUGUGUCCAGUGCUGCUCCUACGUGCCUUGUGCUGAGCUUGGCUGUAGAAUUAGGCCUGUGAGAGCAGCCAAAUGCUUGGGAGUUGCUGUAAAUAUUCAAAAGGGAUUUGGUUCUCCCUGGGUCAAUGUGGUGCAGCUCUGUGCACUUUGUUGAGUCUCGAAUGUGAUGGGAACUUGUCGCUGAAUUUGGGAAAUGCUUGUCUGCAAACCAGACUCAAUAAAGGACCAUCUCCAA
Messenger RNA from Lagopus muta (rock ptarmigan), 1559 nucleotides. RefSeq names its product TATA-box binding protein associated factor 7 like (gene TAF7L). The record is from RefSeq and is a predicted model, not a curated record. Lineage: Eukaryota; Metazoa; Chordata; Aves; Galliformes; Phasianidae. Gene Ontology annotation, biological process: transcription initiation at RNA polymerase II promoter; RNA polymerase II preinitiation complex assembly. Bases 146 to 1207 code for a protein of 353 amino acids. Gene Ontology annotation, cellular component: transcription factor TFIID complex. Gene Ontology annotation, molecular function: RNA polymerase II general transcription initiation factor activity. The transcript has 11 exons.